Molecule: messenger RNA, 1590 nt
Organism: Penicillium verrucosum
Lineage: Eukaryota; Fungi; Ascomycota; Eurotiomycetes; Eurotiales; Aspergillaceae
Exons: 6
Coding region: 1-1590 (529 amino acids)
Biological process (GO): transmembrane transport
Cellular component (GO): membrane
Molecular function (GO): transmembrane transporter activity
Source: RefSeq, a predicted model, not a curated record
AUGCCACCAGAAAUCUCACAGACACACGAUCGGAUCACUUCUUUUGACAGGGUUCACACGAUGGAAGAAGAACACUCCACGAAAGGUCGACCGGAGAUGGAGGGAAGCCCACAGGAUCACGAUGACAUGACACGUAUGGGAAAAAUCCAGGAAUUGAAGCGCAACUUUCGACCCCUUGCAGCGUUGAGCUUUUCAGCUGUUCUUCAAGCUACCUGGGAGUUCAUACUCAUCUCAAACACGCAAGGUCUCGAAAAUGGUGGCCUGGCUGGCGUAUUUCGGUCUUAUGUGUGGACCUUCGUGGGGUUUGGCUUCAUCAUUGUUUCGUUAGCCGAGAUGGCUUCGAUGGCACCCACAUCAGGAGGCCAAUACCAUUGGGUAUCGGAGUUUUCCUCACCUCGUUACCAGAAGUUUCUGAGUUACACCACUGGGUGGAUGUCCGUACUAGCCUGGCAGGCAGGUGCUGCAUCUGGGUCAUUUCUAACCGGGACUAUCAUUCAGGGUCUCAUCUCCCUCCGCGACCCGACCUAUGAGCCGCAAAAUUGGCAUGGAACGCUGUUUGUAUUCGCGAUGAUAGCCGUGAUAUACUGUUUUAAUGUCUACGCAGCAAGCUGGAUGCCACGGAUCCAGAACCUCCUCCUUGCUCUACAUUUGAUAUGCUGGGUCGUUAUUGUCGUUGUCUUAUUCGCCAUGGCUCCUCACAAUUCCGCAAAAACCGUAUUUACCUCGUUCCACAAUGGUGGGAACUGGCCUACUAUGGGUAUCAGCUUGAUGAUUGGUCAAAUUACAGCUAUUUACGGCUCUCUGAGCUCCGACGCUACCGCACACAUGUCCGAAGAAGUUAAGGACGCAGGUCGAUACGUACCGAUAGCCAUCGCAUGGGGAUACUUCGGUAACGGAGUCCUCGCAUUGAUAAUACUCGUUGGAUUCCUUUUCGCUCUACCCUCCGUACCCGACGCGCUCAACGACAGCACCGGGUUCCCCUUCAUCUACGUACUACGCCAAUUCCUCUCCACCUCCGGCGUCAAUGGCCUCACAGCCAUAAUCCUGGUUCCAGUUAUAUUCAGCAACAUCCUCUUCAAUGCGUCAACCGCCCGUCAAACAUAUGCAUUCGCACGAGAUCGCGGUCUACCAUUCGCCCACUGGAUCUCGCGAGUUGACCCGCACCGACGAAUCCCAGUUCGAGCCAUCGCACUCUCCUGCAUGAUCAGCGGCUUGUUGUCGCUAAUUAACAUCGGCUCUCAAGUUGCAUUCAACGCGAUCAUAUCUCUCAAUGUUGCCGCCCUAAUGUACACAUACGCGGUGUCGAUAAGCUGCGUGAUUUACCGGAAGAUCGCCUGUCCCGAAACGUUGCCUCCUCGACGUUGGAGUCUUGGUCCUUUCGGUCUUACAAUAAAUAUACUUGGGUUGCUUUAUGUUCUUUUUGCGCUGUUUUGGUCUUUCUGGCCUCCCAGUCCUUCCCCUUCGGCGCGAGAUUUCAAUUGGAGUGUGGUUAUCUUCGUUGGAGUGUUUAUCGUUAGUCUUUUGAUGUACGCGUUCCAGGGAAGGAGGCAUUAUGUUGGCCCUGUUGUGACGGUUCAACGGAGCGAUUGA